Copidosoma floridanum is the source of this 471-nucleotide messenger RNA. Its product is annotated as esterase B1-like. Lineage: Eukaryota; Metazoa; Arthropoda; Insecta; Hymenoptera; Encyrtidae. The record is from RefSeq and is a predicted model, not a curated record.
UCCGUGAAGAUGGAACGACCUAUCGUUACUGUAAGUGAAGGACAACUCCAGGGUAUUAGGUUGAAGAGUGUUCUGGGCCCUAAUUACUACGCUUUCAAGGGAAUUCCCUUUGCCGCACCACCGUUAGGUCCAUUGAGGUUUAAAGCACCGCAACCACCUGCAAAAUGGGAUGACGUACGUGAUGCUUCUAAUUACGUGGGUGACCCUUGCAUGCAGUAUUCGUACGAUAAAGUUCGUAACAUUAUAGGGAGCGAAGAUUGCCUUUACCUAAGUGUAUUCACUAAAACUCUUAGUCCCAACAGACCAGUGAUGGUAUUUAUUUAUGGGGGAGGUUUCGCUGAUGGUACAACGAACAGCGAUGUAUACAGGCAAGACUAUUUAGUUACCCAAGAUGUCGUAUUAGUGAACAUUAACUACAGACUAGGACCAUUUGGCAAGUGUAUUAGUUUAACUAUUUUGAUAAAACCAUAA